Terrapene triunguis (Three-toed box turtle) is the source of this 2239-nucleotide messenger RNA. It is a transcript of the gene SIAH2, whose product is annotated as siah E3 ubiquitin protein ligase 2. The transcript is spliced from 2 exons. Gene Ontology annotation, molecular function: ubiquitin protein ligase activity; ubiquitin conjugating enzyme binding; zinc ion binding. Gene Ontology annotation, cellular component: cytoplasm. Lineage: Eukaryota; Metazoa; Chordata; Testudines; Emydidae. The record is from RefSeq and is a predicted model, not a curated record. Gene Ontology annotation, biological process: proteasome-mediated ubiquitin-dependent protein catabolic process; multicellular organism development. Bases 323 to 1285 code for a protein of 320 amino acids.
CCGGGGAGCAGGCUUCGGCGCUACACCCUCUUCCUGCCUCUCUCGCUUGCGUCAGAUCAAUGUUGCAGACGCUGAGCUGAAGACCCGCGCGUGGCGCGCUCGGCGGGGCCCCUCUCGGGCUGGUGGCCGAAGCUCCCCUCGGAACGCUGGGACAUCUCUCUGGAACGCUGAUACACUUUGGAACGUCCGCGGCGUCCAAUCGGCUGCUGGCGGCUGCCCGCUCCCGAGAACGGCCCCGGAGCCGGUUUGUUGCGCGGGUCCCGCCGGGUUUCGGUGAGUGGCCACCCAGGUGCCCGCAGUUCGAUGGUUGGUUCGGACCGCGAUGAGCCGCCCGUCCUCCGCCGGACCCAGUGCUAACAAACCCUGCGGCAAGCAGCAGCACGCCCCGUCCCCCGCUGCUGCCCCCACUGCCGCCGCCACCAUCUCGGCUGCCGGCCCCGGCUCCUCCGCGCUACCCGCCGCGGCCGCCGUGAUCUCAGGCCCGGGAGGAGGCGGCGGCGGCGGGCCGGUCUCGCCUCAGCACCACGAGCUGACCUCGCUGUUCGAGUGCCCCGUCUGCUUCGACUAUGUGCUGCCCCCGAUCCUGCAGUGCCAGGCCGGGCAUCUGGUAUGCAAUCAAUGCCGGCAGAAACUGAGCUGCUGCCCCACGUGCAGGGGAUCCCUGACCCCAAGCAUCAGGAACCUGGCCAUGGAGAAAGUGGCCUCGGCUGUCCUCUUCCCCUGUAAGUACGCCACUACAGGCUGUUCCCUGACACUCCACCAUACAGAAAAGCCGGAGCAUGAAGACAUCUGUGAAUACCGUCCCUACUCCUGUCCAUGUCCUGGUGCCUCCUGUAAAUGGCAGGGCUCUUUGGAAGCCGUGAUGUCCCACCUCAUGCACGCCCACAAAAGCAUUACCACCCUUCAGGGAGAAGACAUAGUCUUUCUCGCCACGGACAUUAACCUGCCAGGAGCUGUCGACUGGGUCAUGAUGCAAUCUUGCUUUGGUCACCAUUUCAUGCUGGUGUUGGAGAAACAGGAGAAGUACGAGGGUCACCAGCAGUUUUUUGCUAUUGUGUUGCUCAUUGGCACUCGCAAACAAGCAGAGAACUUUGCAUACCGACUGGAGCUGAAUGGUAACCGGCGCAGGCUGACCUGGGAGGCAACGCCCCGCUCUAUUCACGAUGGGGUGGCUGCUGCCAUCAUGAACAGCGACUGUCUAGUUUUCGAUACAGCUAUAGCACAUCUUUUUGCAGACAAUGGAAAUCUUGGCAUCAAUGUGACUAUUUCUACGUGUUGUCCGUGAUUAUAUCCGUGUCGUAAGUGAAACCGAGGGUUGUCUGGGCAUAGUGCUUUACAUUCUUAAGGGUUUUUUAAAAUGAUCUUCAACUAUGUCUUCAUAUAUAUCUCUUAGGAUUCCUAAUUUAGCCAACAUUUUGUAACAACUUUCUCUUUGGGUUUUAAGUCAUGGCUAACCAGACAAGAUGAGCGAGUGUCCUGUCAAUAAUCCGAACAGGAAAAGGGUUUUUUUAGAAUUCUUGGAUGCUUUUUGAAGAUUUUUUACCACUUUUUAAAAACAACAGAGCUUCCAUUAGACAUAUGUCUUUAAUAGACUUAAGGGUCUAUUUUUCUCUUUGAAGUGCACCCAAAGCUUCCCUUAAGAGGAGUUAUCCAAGGGGAAAACAGGCACCUCUUGACUUACUCCCCUGUUGGGCUUUUAAAAAGAGAAUAAACAAAUAGCUUCAAGUGUGGUACCCAUGAGAGGUUAUUGUGACUCAGAGAGGAACAAAAGGUACUUUGGUAUAGGUUCCCUUGCUGCUCUGAUUCCCUCUUCUUUAUUUAAAAAAAAAAAAAAGAAGGAAAGAAAAGAAAAGAAAAAAACAGUUGUGUUGGCUCACUUGCUGUGUCUUUAAAAAUGAACCAGGCCUGAUCCUGCAAAGUGUUGAGCAUCUUCUGCUCCCAUUCACUUUGUUUAAAGUUGAGUAUGCCUGGAACAUUUUACAAGGGCCCUGGAUCAGGUGCUAAUAAAGCAAGAGGCGCAUAUCUAAUAGUUCUCAAACAGCUAGAAAUUGAUCAUAUAGCGGUGCAUUCAGGUUGUUUACAUAUGGCUUCCCUUGGAGACAUACUUGAUUAUUGAUAUUGUCAGAGACUGAUUAGAAUAAUAUAGUGAAAGCUUUAUGGCCAGUGUCAUGUCAUUUGCUAUUUAAGUUUUUGUUGCCAUAUUUACUUUAGUUUUUUAAUAAACAUUUUGCAAAAACAA